Molecule: messenger RNA, 1042 nt
Organism: Medioppia subpectinata
Lineage: Eukaryota; Metazoa; Arthropoda; Arachnida; Sarcoptiformes; Oppiidae
Source: the annotation of a GenBank genome assembly
CAACCAAACUGUGUGUGAAUUGUAGUGCAAAACACCCCCUGUUUUGGCCCACAAUUGGUCUCAUCUGAAGUGAAUGUGUGAAGAGUUUGUGCGCCGACUCUAACCAUACAUACCAUACAUGCCUUCACUUCACAAGUGUUUACAUUUGAAUUGCAUUUCAAUUGUGUUUCGCCUUUGAGUCCCAAUUAUGGCCGCAAUUAAUGCAAUCAACGCUUCCCUCAAAUAUGGCCACAAUUUGUUGGCCAGAAAUGAGUGUCGUUUAGCCGUGAUUGUCGGCCAACAGAUCCGUUUCCGACGCAAAGGUUUCAAAGAGCAAAAGAUUUUGUCCACACCUCGAGAGUUGCCAAUUGAUGCCGAGAUGGAGAGCCGCCGCGUGUCCAACAAGGAGUCAGUGGUGCCGUCAGAGUUGGCUGAUCUUCGGUUCGCUUUCCCCGAGUUUUUGCCCAAACCUGUGGUCAAACAUCGCGACCGACUCUGCGAACAACUUAUGCGCAAUGAUCUGAUCCGUCGGCGGACUGUCAUCGAUAUUCCCGAGUUUUAUGUCGGAUCCAUACUAUCGGUGACCAUAAGUGAUCCGUACGCACCCGGGAAAGUGUCCAGAUUUGUGGGCAUUUGCAUCGAGAGGGCCGGACAGGGAACCGAUGCCAACUUUACGCUCCGCAACCGAGUGGACGGACAGGGAGUGGAGAUCCGGUACGACAUGUAUAACCCGACCAUUCGUGAGAUACAAGUGCUGAGACUCGAGAAACGACUGGAUCCGCAUCUGUUGUAUCUUCGGGACGCUUUGCCCGAAUUCAGUCACUUCCCAUUCGACAUGACUCCGGAACCGCUGCCGGCGGGCGCAGAGGUGCCGGUGAAUGGGGUGCGAGUGGUGAUGAAGAAGUGGCCAUGGACGCGCAAGUGGGAGGGACACGACCUCGAGGGCAUCGCACAGUUGACAGAUCUGCCCGACUGGCAGUAUAUCAACAAAUGGCGCAAAAAGAACUCAUACGAGAAGUACGACCUCAUGAAGGAAUACAGGGAACACAUCCCCGAAGAGGAA